GAGAACCAGAGAGAGAGAGAGAACCAGGUCGGUGACAGCUGGCAGGCGCGAGAGGCGACACAGGACAAACGUGUGGCUCUCUCCCAUGCAGGCUCCACUACAGAACGUCGGUUACGUGACACGGACCGUAUUGGAGCGUCAACCCCCGUAUUCCUUUGCCGGGGGAACGGGGCAAGCAUGAUGAAGCUCGGGACUUUCGGUUUUUUAUCCCAAGCGACGACGAGAGGGGAAUAAAAGAACCGUCGCUUCCGCUGGGGGAUUCAUUCAUUGACUUGAUUUGCCAUCACAUGGGUUUAAUAAUGCGCGAGCUCACCCUCGCAUCGUGCAUGAUGGCGCGCGCCUCUUCCGUGCCGAUAUGGAGUUCUUUGAGUAGCUUUUAACCGGACGCAGCUCUUCCAGGUCCACCGACCGCCUCAUGUCCGAGGUGAGGGAGACCAGCCUUACUGUGACAUGAAGAAAUCGGGACUACACGGCCUCUUUUACUACUUACUAGUUCUCAAUUCGCCCUUUAUAAUUCGUGCAAAUGCAACAUUUACUGAAGUCCCUAGAGAUGUGAGUGUGGGGGAGGGAGAGGAUGUGGAGAUGCCGUGUGCCUUCAAGGCUGUCAGCUCAGCGCCCAUGUCUCUGGAGAUCCAGUGGUGGUAUCUGAAGGAGGAUGUGCCUAAAGAAUUGCCUCAUGAGCUACAGAUCAGUGCCCCGGCGAACAGAGCAAAGGUCGUUCCAAGGGAAGCUACAAAAAUAAGUACUGUGCGCGUUCAGGGAAAUGCCAUCUCCCACCGCCUCAGCCUGUCCAAGGUGAAGAAGGAAGAAGAAGGGUUGUACGAGUGCCGCGUGUCCGACCUGUGGGCCGAUGAGACUCAAGACUUUGCGGUUCACGCCAUGCUGCAUGUAACGCUGGGUGACGCCAUGGUGGCCGAGGAGGCUGUGUCGCACAUCCAGAACCGCUGGCCCCCGAGGAAUACCAACACAGGACUGGGAAGUGGCGGAGCAGGAAAGGGCACCUCCGCCCCUAGCCAGGUGAAGGCAGGGGGUCAGAGGUCAGGGCAGGAGAGGCACCGAGUUCCUCAGCAAGCGCAGCCCGACCUCUCGUCCACCACCACCACCAUCUCGGUGGCCAAGUCAUCGGCCUCAGCGCUCCUAGGGAACGCAGCCAUCCUCCGGCAGCAGCUAGGAGCUGGUUGUUGUGAAACGAUGAGGGCUACCAGGAGAUUAAGGCCUCUAUGGACAUCUGCCGAGCCACUGCACCAGCUGGAGAGGAAAACAACCUGAGUAACCAACUGGGUAAUGGCCCGGAGUCAAGGUGAGUAAUAGUGUUGGUGACUUUGUGGCAUUGUUACAGGGACUCCUGCAUCAGUGUUUGGUUUGAUCGAAUCUACAACGUCGGUUUCUUCUCAUCUUGAGCAGGGUUCCAGCCACUCCGUCACGCCCCUCACUAUGAGACUCUCGAGCUAGUAAUUUAGACACCCAUCGCAAGGCAAGAGGGGAAUGGCGACACUGUCUCCUUUGAAGCCCUGCACUCUUCCACCACAGACAAAGAUCCCAGAGUCCUGUUCCUUGUAGACCACAAGCCGGUCUGUUGUAGUGCUUGGGAAAUUGGCACCUUCUUGUGCAGCAAGGAAAAGGUGACGCAGCACAUCUUUCCUUGCCUGGACAGAGAUGACUCUGGUUAAAAGGACUGCCUCCCAAUUUGGUCUGUUCAGGGUUCGGUGUGUUCCAAGGAACCUUUUUGCUGCCCUCCAGAUCCAAGCAAUGGUCUUUACAUGCCUGGUUAUGGUUCUGAACCGUUUGAUGUCCACAAGGCUUUGGAUUGCUGACCCCGUGGGUGGUCUCUAUUGUUCUGCUUGGACAUUGUCCUUUCUCCAUCCCAACUUCACUUCUUGGGCCCUCAUCAGAGCAGCAACAAAGGCUUUGUUUUGCAGCUUGUUGAUGCUAUCUCUGGCAGAAGUAGCAAUUUAUUUUGCAGAUUUGAUUGGCCACAGGAACUCUGGACCAUUCUGCCACCCUGAGUCUUCGUCAUGAUUUUUGGGGCCGCCUCCUCUUGUGCUAAGGUCUGCAAUGUUCUGCGGACCAGGGAUCCACCACCAGUCUUGGACUUGUAAGUUGCUUUGGAUUUCUCCAAUCCGAUUUGCGAAGAAACUCUGAUAGCCAUAGCUCUCUCUUUGGAUUGCGCCAAGGACGGUCUGGCUGUCAACAAAAUGGAACCACUUCUCAACUUUGAUUUGGCUGUGCCUCUCAAAGUACCUCUUCAGGCAGGAAGCGAACACUGCUCCACGUACCUCAGCUUUCACAGCAUCACCUUUCUGAUCCAAAGGGGUCAGUUUGGCUUUGGACUCCACCAACCUGAUGAUGGGGCUUUGGUCCGAGCUCCACCUCAGGUACAUCACCACUCCAUAGGCAUGCUCGCUCCCAUCUGAGAAUGUAAUUGCCCACGACUCGCCGGUGUAGCAUGACGGAGAUAGAGCCCUGGUGAAUUUGACUUUGCCAAGCUGGAUAUAUUGUUCAAAAAGCUCAAUUGCAUCUUCCCUGAGCCCUUCUGAGAGCACUGUGUCCCAUGUGUCUUUAACUGGGCAACUUUUGCUUUUGGCUUCUUGGAAAGCUCGGCGCACCAGGAUGGCUCCUUUCUGCUUCGCAGGCAUCAAAUCAUACACAAUAAUUAUUUACACAACUGAAAAAAGUCAGCCCUCAAACUCAGUUAAUUUGCCAACGAAAAUAAAUUAGUUUUUAGACGAGAUUUAAAAACAGCAAGAGCCUCAGCCAGUCUGAUGUGUAAAGGCAGGUUUUGCGUUUGGUCUUAGGGACAACCAGCAGUGCCUGGUCAGCUGACCGGAGUGAUCGACACGGAGUGUAUGGCACGAGCAGAUCGGACAGGUAUUGAGGGGCCCGGCCAUGUCGACCUUUAAAAACAAAUAAAAUAAUUUUCAAAACAGUGCGAAAGUGCACAGGAAGCCAAUGGAGGGAUCAGAGAAUGGGUGAGAUAUGGUCAAAUUUUCAAGUUCCAGUUAAAAGACGAGCAGCUGCAUUCUGGACUAGUUGUAAUUGUGCCAUAAGUGAUUUACUAAAACCAGAAAACAGUGCAUUGCAAUAAUCUAAGCGAGUGGUAAUGAAAGCAUGGAUUCAAAUUUCAAAAUCAUGACAAGAUAAAAACGGUUUUACUUUGGCCAGUUCCCUCAGCUGGAAGAAGCUGGUCUUCGCCAAUGCACUAAUCUGGGCAUCAAGUUUUAAACAACCGUCCAACUUGACUCCUAGGUUAGUAACCACAGGGCUAAUGCCUCUGGUCAAACAACCUAGGUCAACAGGAACUGCAGUAGUUGAGUCACUAGGACCAAAUAACUAAGUCAUUUAAAUACAAAAAAUUCGUAGUCAUCCAUGCUUUCAUGUAAUCUAAACACUCUAAAAGGGUCUUUGACUGGCUUAGCGGCACAUACAUUUGGCAGUCGUCAGCAUAAAUAUGGAACAAAACAUAAUGACUUCUAAGGAUCGACCCAAGGGGAAGCAAGUACAUUGAAAAAAGUAGCGGCCCAAGGACAGACCCUUGAGGAACUCCGCACAACAGAGGAGCCGAAGAGGACAAAGCGUCAUUAAUCUGAACUGAAAAACUUCUGCCUUCCAAAUAGGACCUAAUCCAGGCUAAGGCCAACCCCUUAAUGCCCACAUAAUUUUCCAGAGACAAUAAAAUGUGAUGGUCGACUGUAUCAAAUGCAGCCGUAAGAUCAGUAUCACCACUGUCUGAAGCCAAAAGAAUAUCGUUAAAAACCCUCAGCAGAGCUGUCUCAGUGCUUUGGGCUGACUUAAACCCAGACAGGAAAAUUUCAGUUAUAUAUAAUUUUGGAAAGCAAUGGGAGCUUAGAGAUAUUUAGAUUAUAUUAAAUAUUAGAUAUUUAGCCGAUAAUUAGAGAGUUCAAGUCGGUCUUCUUUAACAAAGGUUGGACAACUGCGUGUUUAAAACUUAUAAACAAUAUCUAGUAUGCAAGGAGCCACUGCAGGAAAAACCUCUUCAAAAAGACAAGGGGGAAUCACAUCAUUUGGGAAGCCAGUAAUCUUCAUUUGACCAAUAGUCUUUUCUAAAAGAGGCAAGUUAACAGGCUCAAACUGGUUCAAAACAGCAGAACAGGUUACAAAAAUGCCAGGGUCAUACAAAGGUGCACCAGUAAGGGACCUAAUGCUCUCCACCUUGUAGAUAAAAAAAUUAAGAAACUCCUCGCACAAUUUGAUGGGUUCAACAGGUUUGAUGGUAUUAAAAAGAACCCUAGGAUUAUGACCAUUAGAAGAAAUAAUGUUAGAAAAAUGCUUAGUCUUUUCAGCUUUUACGAUUUGGGAGGACCAAGGUUCCCUGUUUGACUCUUGCUCUGUCACCUGGCCCAUCAUGAGACUCCUGCCUCCCACUUUGCCCAGAGAACAACCACGGCUUGAGCUGAAAUCCUCCAGCCUUGAGGAUGUCCUCCACAUUUGCGGUGAUGGCUCUCAGGCGGCCAUGGUCAUUUUGUGAUGUCAGAACAUCAUCGACAUAGCUGUCCUGCUGGAGUACCCGGCGCUCCUCCUCAAGGUGCAUGAACUGAGGGAGGUUGGAGGUCUCUCGCAUUGCAAGUUGUGCAAUGCAUCCUGCUGACUUGUCUCCAAUGUUCACCCUGGUGAUACCAUAUUCUCCCAGUUCCUCAUCCUUCAAGUCUCGCCACAGAAAUCUGUGGAGGUGCACUUCACGGUCCUCAAGCCAGACUUAUACAUCUUUUUGAUAUCACCCAAAGCAGCGUACACCCCACCUCGGAACUUCAGGAGGACUGCACGGAUCGGGUAGAGGACGCCUGGACCCUUCAUCAGCAUGUCAUUUAGGCUCACACCUCUGAAUAUCUGGCUGCUGUUCCAGACAAGCCUCACUGGUGUCGUGAUUGAGUGUGGAUUCGGAGCGAUGAGGUGACUGACGUACCAUACCGGCCCGGCACCAGGUGAUAAUCACUCCUUCGGAGAGCUUGAUUGCAGCCCCUCUAGUGACCAUGUCAUGGACCUGGGCGACAUAGGCAGCAUUCCAUUUAGGCUCUUUGGCAAGAUGUUUUUCUGUUCUGAGGAAUGUGACCUCAACAGCUCCCCUGUUGUUCGGGAGUGAAGCUGUGUCUUCCUUCCAAGGGUACUUGGCGUGCCCGUGUGGAUCCUUGCUGUGGCAGUCACCUGUGGCGUAUGUGAGCCGUCCCUCACUACCUCGAGCUCCCGUUCUUCAACAAGGGUCAUCUCUUUGCCACCUGGCUGGCAGUUUCCAGAUCGACAGCCCCCACACCUUAGAUCGCAGGCAGCGCCAAUACUGUCCCAUCUCCACCAUUCCAGGAAGUGUCGGCCGGUUGUGUAGGUGAUUGAUUCCUGGAUGUUGUGGCAGAUAUGACUGUAUGGUGGCUGCUGCUUUGGGAUCCUGGCAGGGAUUUUCUCAUACUUAAGUCCCACACACAGUGACUUCAGACUUGAGACUCGCCCUCGAAAGACUUCAGACUCGACUCGGACACGAGCACAGAGACUUGUGAGCAUCUCUGGCAGGUGGUUAAGCAUAGGCCUCUUUUUUAGUUGUGAGGUCUACUGCAGCAGUGCUCCUGCACUCUGACACUGCGACUUCCAGUGAUGUGAGCACUUCAUUUGCACCAAAGUUGGACCACAGCACGUUUUGAACAAGAUGUUUGAUUUCCUUCAACUUAGUUGUACUCACGCUGGCAGUCUUUGUCAGGUCAGCUUUUUGCUGUUCUGUUAACACGGCUUCUUCUCCAGUGUCCAGCUCAGCCUCUUUGUCAGCGAUGAGUUUGGCCUCCAAGUCAUCAUUGACUUCCCAGAUUUUUUCAGCUGCUUUACUGAGUGUAUUGAAACCAUUUUCAAGGUCUUGCCCAGACAGAUCCUCGUUGGUCCUGGACGAGAAAAUGCCCUCUUCGCCACCGUUCUCUCCAUCUUCAGUUCUUCGGCAGACUUCAGGGCUGGCUCUGCCAUCCUUCCCCUUUUAAUUGCUUAGCUUUCUUUUCCAGGUUACUCUGCUGAAAACUCCCGGUCUCUUGGUUGCCAGUAGGUGAUUUGGUAGGCGAUUUUCCUCUCCUCCCAGUCUCCUGGCCUUCGGACCUCAAGGUGUACAGCUCCUGGGCUCGGAUUUUCUUAUUCCAGUUCCUGGAUCCUGCGUUUUUUUUACAUCUGCUCAUGAAAAUGUCUUUGUCCUCACAGAAGGGGAAGAUCUCAGGAAAGCGAUUGUGCUUUAAAAAAGGACUUACAAAAUAAUCUGGUUACCGUUUGGCGUUCACAGUCCAACAGUGGGACCUUGGGAAAACUAUACAUACACUCUCAAACCCAGAUAAAUCUGUCAGGGAUUAUUACCAAUACAAUACAGUGUCAUUCAAAAGUAAUUACAGACACCAUACCAGCCGUUUGAAAGCACUGUCUGAAGUGUGCUUAUACCAUUCAGACACAAUAACACUACUAUGGAAGUGGCUGAGCUGACAAAUGAGCACAUUUGAAUUUGCUUUUAUUUUCACCUAGACCUUCCUUGAUCCACCAUUUCAAUCUUCUCUCCAAAGGGGAUUAAGGAAAAAUGAAUUUACCACAAAGUUGGAAUUAUUUGAAGCAUUCUAAAUGUAAAUGUAAAGAGUCGGACUAGGAAGCUUAAAUUUGAUUUGGAAGGAGGGAUGACAAAAUAGCAGCAUUACUUGCAUCAAAGGCAUUGAGUGAAUUUGUGUUUCCUCAUGCAGGAAUAUUGCGGUAGACACACAUUAUAGGGACAAAUAUGUGUCCCUUGCAGUAAAUCCAACCUUUGUGGACCUUGUGUUAAGAUCCAAAGAUGCUGACUCAACUGUGUGCUCUCUUUAAGUGUUUGCAAUAGGAAGGAUAAGUUAAUUUGUAUG
Pungitius pungitius (ninespine stickleback) is the source of this 6854-nucleotide messenger RNA. It is a transcript of the gene vstm2b, whose product is annotated as V-set and transmembrane domain containing 2B. NCBI's taxonomy places the organism in Eukaryota, Metazoa, Chordata, Actinopteri, Perciformes, Gasterosteidae. The transcript has 6 exons. The coding region runs from base 451 to 1269 and encodes 272 amino acids. The record is from RefSeq and is a predicted model, not a curated record. Gene Ontology annotation, cellular component: membrane.